Molecule: messenger RNA, 3931 nt
Organism: Bombyx mori (domestic silkworm)
Lineage: Eukaryota; Metazoa; Arthropoda; Insecta; Lepidoptera; Bombycidae
Product: coronin-2B
Exons: 12
Coding region: 150-1916 (588 amino acids)
Molecular function (GO): actin filament binding
Source: RefSeq, a predicted model, not a curated record
UCUGUGGUACAGCGAUCACUUUCGAUUUUCGCUUAUGUCUGAUGUGAUUUUAGAUGUUUUGGAGUUGUUCGUUGUGAACAUUGGGCCAAUUAAACUAUCGUGAAUUAUAAAAUAUUGUGGAAACUGCGCUGCUUAUUCCCACUAAGGAUAUGCCGCCAGUAAAGGAUGAAAUGUUAGAAGAAACGAAUUGUCUAGAAAUUAUAAACAUCACUGAGAAGAGUCCCACAAAAAACAGCGCUCUUGUAGACGUAAGGGCUUGUAACAAACCUGUCGCAAAGGUAUGGUUCCGUGGUGUCAGGAGUUCCAAGUUCCGCCACGUGUACGGCGUGCCGUUUAAAAGGGAGCGUUGCUAUGACAACGUAAAGAUAACGCGGAAUGCGCACGAUUCCAAUUUCUGCGCGGUCAACCCUAAGUUCGUUGCUAUAGUUACCGAGGUUGCCGGCGGUGGCGCUUUUCUUGUGCUACCCCUAGAUCACACCGGUCGUUUGGACUUCAACGCGAGCAGAGUUACAGGUCACAAAGGCCCCGUUUUGGACAUCAAGUGGAACCCGUUCAACGACAACAUAAUCGCUUCGUGCUCUGAUGAUUGCACGGUUAAACUAUGGCACAUACCGGACGGUGGUCUCUCAAUGCACUUGACCGAGUGGCUGGUGGAACUGCACGGUCACAAGAGACGCGUCGCCUACAUCGAGUGGCAUCCGACGGCCGAGAACAUACUGCUCAGCGCUGGAUUCGAUUCCCUGAUAAUCGUCUGGGACGUGGGCAAGGGGGAGGCUGUGAAGCUGAUCGACUGCCAUAGCGACGUGAUCUACUGCAUGUCGUUCAACAGGGACGGCUCGCUGCUGGCGACCACCUGCAAGGAUAAGAAACUGCGGGUCAUCGAACCCCGGCGGGGGAUCGUGCUCUCUGAAGGUCACUGUCACUUGGGCACGAAGGCGUCGAAGUGCACGUUCCUGGGCAGCCGGGGUCGCGUGGUGACGACCGGCUUCUCGCGGCACAGCGACCGCCAGUACGCAGUGUGGGACCAGCACGACCUCGCCAAGCCGCUCGUCUGCGAGACCAUCGACAGCUCCUCGGGGGUCGUCUUCCCGUACUAUGACCACGACACUAACAUGGUGUACCUGGCCGGCAAGGGCGACGGGAACAUCAGAUAUUACGAAGUAGUCGACGAGCCGCCUUACGUGCACUUCCUCAAUCAAUUCCUAUCUGGGAACCCUCAGCGCGGGCUGGGCUUCAUGCCGAAGCGCGGGGUGAACACGAGCGCGUGCGAGGUGUUCCGGUUCUACAAGCUGCACACCUCCAGGGGACUCUGCGAGCCGAUCUCGAUGAUAGUGCCGAGGAAGUCCGACUGCUUCCAGGAUGACUUGUACCCCGACACGGCCGCCCCCCUGCCCUCGUUGACUGCGAAGGACUGGUUGAGCGGAAUGAACGCACCUCCGCUCCUAAUCAGUAUGAAAACAGGAGUGACGAUAUCGACGCACAAGCCGAGCACGGGCAACAAGGACGCCCCCGCGCUGCAACCUCAGGACGUGAACAACAGAAAGAAGUUUAUGUUCCUCUCGCGCGAAACCACACCCGACUACCGCCCUCUCAACGCCUGCCCGAACGCACUCAAUCACAACAAUGAAAAUGAGAUACAAGUGAACGAGAAAUCGCAAAAGACGAACGCCAAUCAGAACACGAAGUUCCAUCAGCUUCAACGCAUGUUCGGCAAGCAGACGAACGACGCGGAGCCGGUGCCCCUCUACAAGCAGAUCAACCAGGGAGACGUCUUCAGCACCGAGCACGAGCUACGCCUGGCCUUCAAUCGUCAAGGAGAAGAACUCAGGAUCGUAAAGAGGCAGCUUCAGAACAGUCAGCAGAGAGUGCGGGAGCUGGAACAGCACGUCGCCGCUCUGCAAGCCAAGCUGCAGUGAAACGGAUAUUGCCAUUCGCUUAAUACGCUAACAUCAUGAGGCCUUUGAAUAUUUAUUUUAUUUUAGUACUAGCAUAUUAGUGUUGCCACAAGAAGCUAGCUCUCGCGAAUCUUGUCUUAUUUUUGCUAUAGUUGAAUAGGGUUAACGUAAUAAUUCUUGCAAGUUUCUUAGAUUGACAUUGACGUUUUAGAUUUUAUUUGACAGCUACAUACAGACGGUCACGAUUCCUUUGAAUAUUUUAUAUCGACGGAUGAAAGACUAUUUGGUAAUAGCAUCAACAAUUCGAUAUUUAUAAUUUAUUUACAAUUGAAGACAUCAGUGGAUGAAGGGGAUAUGAUACAAAUUCUUAAUUUUGAGAAACCGGGCAAUAAAGUUUUGUUACUUGCACUUUUAUUUCGUACAUAACUCCUUCGUCAUAUGCAAUUUCUAAAAAUAGCCUUUCAACCCGGAGCUUUAAGGUCUAAUAUAGUUUAUGGGCACAUAACACUUUCAUUAAAUGUAAAAACUCAAAAAUCUUAAAAAUUGUACUUAACCGCUUCAUCCACUCAUGUCUUCAAUUAUGUUUACAACAUUAAAAUAGCUAAUGAGCAAAAAAUUCCCUUAAAUAACCUUACACUCCUCAAUAUAAAGGAAAUAUGUAUCUUUAAUCUAUACAUUUGAAUGUCAAACACUCGCGACCUCCACGGCUAAGGGCUACUAAAUAAUAAAAGUUUACUCGUAUGGUCGUUAAUUACACGUUUUAUUAUUAGACAUUUAUUUGAAUAGUGUUUCAUAAAAUUGUCAUGAAAUAAUAAAAAAAGUAUUAUAUAUAACUUUAUAAUUUUCUACGACUUUUGGGAUCAAAUAGACAAUGCAUUUUUUACUUUUGACUUUAUGUAGAGUUGUAUAAACAGAAAACCUUUAGUGUUUUUUUGUUGUACAUUAUGAUAUUACCAUGACAAAUAAAUAUUACGUCACAAAUAUUUUUUCUGUGAUUUGAAUUUGCAUCGCAUUUUGUACUGUGCAAUCGAAAUCAGGGUUUUUUUUUAUAAUUUUACUUGUCUGUUUUGUGAUGUCCGUUUUCGGUGUAUUGCACCUUUAUUUCGAGCGCACAUUUUUUUUUUUUCUAUUAAGUUGAUGUUAGUGAUUAUUUUAAGUCUGAAUUAUGAUUAAUGUUACAUGUUAUUAUAUUUUGAUGUUAUUUUUUUUUGUACGAGUUAAUUAAUACAUUCGCUAGCAUGUAAGCUUUGAAUCCAGUAUCCAGUUUUGAAAACAAUAUGAUUGUACAAAAAUUACCUGAUAUUUUGUACAUAAUAUUAGUGCUAAGAAUUUGUCGCUAGAGACGCGUAGGGUUCGUAUUAACCUACAAGCUAAAUUUCUGUAGUGUUGUAGUUCGUUUGACGAAUAUUUAAAACUAUAUUUUAAAACAUGCCUCAAUCGUCAUUCUUCAAUCAAAGGCAUUUUUACCGAAAGCUAAACUUACUAAAUGAUUUUCUUAUAAGUGAAGGUGUUUAUCGCUUUGGUAUCGCUAUUUUGACUUGCUAACUAUGAAAAGAAAAUAUAGGAAUGGAAGUAUGAUUUUAAUAAAUUCAUUUUCAAUUUCGAGGAAUUUAAAAUGACAUUGGUACAGGGUGUAUUGUAAUCGUAAUUGAAGGAGUCUAAUGGAAUACACCUAAGCUGAAAAAAUAUACAAAUCUAUGUAUCAUUUUUAUACAUUCAUACUUUGUGUCUGUAAGUCAUGAAAAUAAGUUGUCAAUGAAACUGAGUCUGGAACGGUUACAACAGCACCCUGCACCACACUUUACAUUUCUAUAUAAAAAAAAAAGUUUUUGAGCUUUAAUUAUAAUUAUACAUUCCAGUUUGCAAUAUAAUGUUAUUGCAUGAAGUGGUGAUCGGAAAAUAAAAAGUAUUAAUAUGUAUUAGCUGGCUAGUUUGUAAUUACUUGGCAAUGUUAGUGUCAAUGUUUAUUGUCAACAUGUAUUUUUUUAUAUAAUGCUUGAAUGUAGCACAAAUUUUCAAUAAAUGUUUGAAUGAGA